CGCGUAUAAAGGAAAUAUUUUUUUAAAAAGAAUCCAAACAGAGACGAUUUUACGACGUUACGUUUUACGACUGUUUUCCUUGUUGCCUAGCAGCAGCGGCAGCGCAAGAGGAACCCAAGAUGGCUUAAUAAGGUAGAAAAAGACUGGCAAUCUCAGCAUCAGUUGUUCAGUUCAGCUCUGGGGGACAUUUGCAGCUGACCUGAAGAAUGCCUGCGGCCGCAGACUGGCGGCUCCUCAUGGGAAUGGAUCCAGAGGAUCUGGGGGAUGAGGAUGAGAAGAUCUGUGAUUUGAUUUUAAUGGUCAAACCACGGGACCUAAAAGCAGAUGAUUCUGAGAAAAUGAUUCAACUCUUUAGGAUCUCACAAACCCUUCUGAGGAUGAAACUGGAUGAAAUUAAAUGUGCCUAUGAGGUUGUAGACAGCGCAGGGGCAGAACAAGCAAGAAUUGAAAAUGAGCUGAAAGCCAAAGUCUUAAAGCUGGAAAGUGAGCUGGAGAUGGCCCAGCGUGUGAUGGGAGGGGGAGACAAACAUUUUCUGCGGGAUGAAAUUCGCCAACUGGAGAGUCACCUGGAGCGCAAGGAGAAAGAGGUGACCCAACUUGAGAAGGAAAUGGGCAAGGAAAGGAAAUCCAAUGAAGAGCUGGCUCUUCGUGCAGAAGAAGCAGAAGAGAAGAACAGGAAACUAAAAAGAGAGAUAAAGCAGCUUACGAGGAAGAAUGAGCAGCUCCAACAGGACAUUGAGUUCUACAGAAAGGAAGCAGAGCAAAGGGAAUCUCUUCAGACCAAAGAGGAGAGCAAUGAGAUUCAGAGGAGACUCACCAAAGCCAACCAGCAGCUGUACCAGUGCAUGGAGGAGCUGCAGCAUGCCGAGGACAUGGCUGCCAACCUGAGGAGUGAAAAUGAGCACCUGCAGAAGAAUCUAGAAGAAUCUGUGAAGGAGAUGGAGAAGAUGACGGACGAAUACAACAAGAUGAAGAUCGCUGUCCAACAAACGGAUGCCAUCAUGGAUCAAUUGAGAAAAGACAGAGAUCAUGCCAAGCUUCAGGUAAGAGAGCUAACUGACCAGAUCCAGGCCCGAGUGGAAGAGGACGACCCAGUUAUGGCUGCUGUUAAUGCUAAAGUCGAGGAAUGGAAGAGUGUUUUAUCAGGGAAAGAUCUGGAAAUUUUGGAGUAUCAGCAGAUGAUCAGAGAUUUGAGGGAGAAACUGCGAACUGCUCAGAUGGAUUCAGAUAAAAGCAACAUUAUCGCAUUGCAACAGGUCAUAUAUGAACUGUGUGGCGCCGUGCAAGAGAGGGACAACCAGAUCAAGAUGCUGUCGGAGCAAGUGGAGCAGUACACGACGGAAAUGGAAAGGAAUGCUAUGCUCAUCGAGGAGCUGAAAAGGCCAUUGAAGAAAGAUAAAGGUCAUUCCAGCGACCACCAGCGUAGAUUGGAGGAUUUGAGUGCUAAACUCCAGGUUGCGGAAAGGAAGGUGCUGGAGGCUCAACGGGCCGCACAACUGGCUGAACGAGAUGCCAGAGACAAAGACAAAGAACUUAAUGACACCCUCAGCAGAAUCCGUCUGUAUGAGUCGGGGACGGAUGGUUUGGAAGCUGCAAUAUCUGAAAUCAAAGAAUGUAAAAAUCAAAUCCGAGUAAGAGACCGGGAGAUAGAAGGCAUGAUAAAAGAGAUAAACCAGCUGGAGAUGAAGAUCAACAAUCUGCUAGACGAGAACGAAGACCUGCGAGAGCGGCUUGGAUUAAAUCCGAAGGAAGAACUUGAUUUGAGUGAAUUCCGGAGAUCAAAGAUUUUGAAGCAGAGACAGUAUAAAGCGGAGAAUCAGGUUCUGCUCAAAGAGAUUGAGCGUCUCGAGGAGGAAAGGCUGGAGCUUAAACAACGCAUCCGUGCACUUGUGAAGGACAAAGGUGUAACAGUAGUCAGCAAUUCACUGCUUGACAACAGUGUUGAAGAAAAGCCCGUCAGAUCCCUAAGGCCUUCCUCUGGAUCCACCGAUGAUGAAAUCAAACGCAAAAACGAGCGCCUGCAGAAAGAGCUGAGCAACAAAGAGAAAGAGCUGGAACUCAGGAGAAGUGAAUCUACCCAGUUCAAAGCCAAAUUGAAUGAAAUGCUGAAUGAGAAUAAACAGCUGGAGCAGGGCAUGAAGGAGAUACUGCAGGCCAUCCAGGACACUCAGAAGAAAACGCCAACAUCCACUGGUGUCAGCAUUCCUAGCCUCGAGAGACUCGUCAAUGCUCUGGAGAUGAAGUAUUCAGAGGGGAAGUUUGAUGCAAGUCUCCACCUGAGAACACAAGUAGAUCAACUGACCGGCCGGAAUGAAGAGCUCCGACAGGAGAUGAAGACGGCAAGAGAAGAGGCAGCAAACACUCUCAGUCAGUUAACAAAAGCAAAUGAGAAGAUCGCUCGCUUGGAAAGUGAGAUGGAAUCAAUGAGCAAAUCUACUGGCUCUUCCAUCCCUCACAAGACAUUAGCUUUGCCCGAAGAAAUGACGCCCACUAGUGCGGAGGCCAUCAACGCUCUCAAUGAGUACACGGUUCAGCUCCUGCAGGAGAUCAAAAACAAGGGAGAUUCCAUUGAACAGCUUGGUUCGGCUCUGGAAGAGUACAAAAGAAAGUUUGCUGUCAUCCGCCAUCAACAAGGACUACUUUACAAGGAGCAUCAAAGCGAAAGAGAGUCUUGGCAGAAAGAGCGGGACUCUUUUGCAGAGCUGAAAUCCAAACUUGAGGAACAAAGGGAGGUGGACGCAGUAAAAAUCAAAGAGUACAACCACUUGCUAGAGACUCUUGAGAAGGACCCGAGUGAGAUCAGGCGAGAGAUGGCGGAGACAGGCAGAAAAAUAGUGGUUCUUCGGGUGAACGAGAAGUGUUUGACACGCCGUUACACCACUCUGCUGGAGCUGGAGCAGCACUUGAGGAAGGAGAAUGCAAAACUAAAGGAGGAUUUCACUCAAAUGCAAGCCGCAGUUACAGAACGCAUUGGCUACUUGCAGAGGUUCAAGGAAAUGGCUGCUUUUAAAAUGGCCUCUUUGCAGAAAUCCCUAGACGUCAGUGUUCCUGCUUCCGAGCUGGAGAGAGCCAACAAACAAUACACUGAGCUCACCAUCAAAUACAGAAACCUCCUCCAAAAGGACAACCACCUCGUUCAGAAGACCACCAGUCUGGAGCACCUGGAGACGGAGAAUAUGUCUUUACGUGAACGCAUUGACUCCAUCAAUAAAGAGCUAGAGAUCAGCAAGGAGAAGCUUCACACUUUGGAACAGGCCUUUGAAAACAUCAGCACAACUGGUGGUGAGAUCAUCAUGGACAAGGCCACCAAAGCCGUGGCCAACAGUGAGAUCGUAUCUGUGUCCAGACGCAUCACCACACUGGAGAUGAAGGAGCUGAAUGAAAGACAACGAGCCGAACAUGCUCAGAAGAUGUACGAGCAUCUAAGGAACUCCCUCAAGCAAGUGGAGGAACGCAACUUUGAGCUGGAGACCAAGUUUGCUGAGCUCACAAAGUUAAACCUGGAGGCUCAACGGAUUGAGCGGGAGCUCAGGGAUGAGCUGGCAGACAGUGUAAGCAAACACAUCAGCGAUGCAGACCGCAAGAGAAUCACUGAACUGGAGAAAACAGAAGCAAACCUGCGGAUUGAAGUGUCCAAAUUGCGGGAGGUGUCAGAUGUGGCUAAAAUGCAGGUGUCCGCUCUCGAUGCCCGACAGCAGUCUAGAGAGAAAGAAGUAGAAAGCCUGAGGAGACAGGUUUUAGACUACCAGGCUGAGUCUGAUGAAAAGGCCCUGAUCGCCAAACUCCAUCAGCACAUUGUGGCUCUCCAGCUGAGCGAGACCACAGCAAUUAGCCGUCUGGAGGCCACAAACACACGUCUGCAGAAACUGGAGGCGCAGAAGCUCCGUGACGAACAAAAACUGGAUGAGCAACAGCAGGCACUCUGGCACGCGAGGCAGGAGGGUCACCAGCGGGCCAGACACCUCCGGCACACCAUCCAGGCCCUCCGCAGACAGUUCUCAGGAGCCCUGCCGCUGGCCCAGCAGGAGAAGUUUUCAAACACCAUGCUCCACCUUCAAGAGGACAGGGCUCGGGUCAGAGAGGAUGCACAGAUAACGGAGGAAGAAAGAAGGAAGGCAGAAGGGAAGGCGCAGGAACUGGAGCUAAAGCUGAAAGGCUUGGAGGAGCUCAUAGCAACACUCAAAGAUGCUAAAGGGGCUCAAAAAGUGAGUGAGUGGCAUAAGAAACUGGAGGAUGUUCGUCUGUUGGAAAUGAGGCAGAGCAGAGAGCUGAACACUCAGAGGGAAGAGAUCAAAUACCUGAAGAACUGUGUGGCAGAGCAGGAACGCACCAUCAGUGGCCUGGAAGAAGAGCUGGUGCAGCAGAAUAACCUACUCGAGGAACGCCAGUUGAUCUGGGAUCAGAGAGAGGUGCAACUGGAGCGUCAACUUGACUCCUAUGAGAAACAGCAGAAUGAAGUUCUGAACACAGCUCAGAAGUUUGAGGAAGCCACAGGCUCUCUGCCGGAUCCAAACCAGCCUUUAGCAAACCAAUUAGACUAUGCACUCGGAAAAAUCAAAGAGCAUGUUCGUACCAUUCUUGAGACAAAAACUACCUGCAAAAUUCUGGAAGAGAAGCUAAAAGAAAAGGAAGCUGCUUUAUGGUCAUCAGAACAGAAUGUUUUAUCUCGAGACAAAGUAAUCAAUGAACUUAGACUUCGUCUACCAGCUGCUGCUGAGAGGGAGAAACUCCUGGCUGACCUGAGCAAACAGGAGGACUCUGAGAGCCAGCCCACCCUGAAAGUCGCUCACCAGACCAUUAAUAACCUCCAAGGGCGUCUGGAUCAGAAAGAAGAGGUUCUCAAAAAGUACCAGAACCUUCUAGGAAAGGCUCGCCAGGAGCAGGAAGAGAUUGCCAAAAGACAUGAGGAAGAGGUCCGGGCCCUUCAUCAGAAACUAGACGUCUAUAUGGACACAUCUCUGGACCGCUUCAAACAAACCGCUCUGGAGCUCAUUAAGAAACCCACCAUCACCGUACCGACAAGUAAACACUUGGUCCGGUUGGCAGAAAUGGAGCAGACGGUGGCUGAGCAGGACAAUUCACUCUCCUCACUCUCUCAAAAGCUGAAGAUUGUCACUCAAGAGUUGGACCAACAGAGACAGGUGACAGCGGCUCAAGCCAUGGAGCACGCUGCAGAUAUGGCCAGAUUGGAGGAUAAACAUGCUGCCCAAAUGAAGGGUCUGUCCCAGGAGGCAGAAGAGCUGAGGGCUCAACUCAUUCAGAUGGAGAAAGAGCUGCAUUACCUCCGUACAGAACUAGAGGCUCAGAAGGAGGCCAACGUCAGAUCACCAUCCAACACCAUGAAAAACCUUGUGGAGCGCUUGAAGAAUCAGCUGGCACUUAAAGAGAAACAGCUUAAGGCUCUCAGUAAAGCUUUGUUAGAGCUCCGAGCGGAAUUGACAUCUCAAGCAGAGCAGCAGAUCAUCACCAAUGCUGCUCAGAAGGAAGAGGCACUCAACGUUCAACAGAUUGUGGACAAGCAGACCAAGGAGCUAAGGGCUUGUGUGAGAGACCUUAAUGAGGAGCUCCAGCUGGCUAAGGAUGGAGUACGAGCGGCAAAAGCCAGAGAAAACUCCCUUAAAGAGGACCUGGAGACCUUGAACAAGGAUCUUCAGAGGAGCCAAAAAUCACAGAAUAAGCUGCAGAGUGAAAAGGAGGCUUUGGAGGAACACUUGAAUGAGCUGAAGAAGAAGAUUCAGAGGCUCAGCAGUGGCCUACAGGCUCAGGUUGAGAGCGAUGGACCCACUGUAGAUGCUCUUCAGAAGAAGAUUCGUAAGUUGGAGCAUGAGUUGGACAGGAAGAGCAUCUCAGAGCCUGCAGACAAGAGGAGCACCCUAAAGGAGGACAAGUCCUCUAAAGAAGAAGUUGUGAGAUGGGAGGAAGGUAAAAAGUGGCAGGCCCGGGUGGACAAAAUGCGAAAUGUUCUUAAGGAAAAGGAGAGAGAAGUGGAUUCUCAGGCUAAACAAUUAGCAACGAUGAAGGAACUGUACAGCAGGUUGGAGCAGGAGAAGGUGAGUCUGCAGAAGAAACUAAAGGGUAGAGGAGUGACCGCUGACCAGGUUGUUGGCGCACGAACUCUUGAGGCUGACAAAGAGAUUGAAGAGCUUCACAAAAGGAAUGCUGAACUGGAGCAGCAAAUCAAAGUGAUGAAGCAGCAGCAGGCUUUACCCCGUGAUGCUGCGAUGGAGGAUAUCACCAACAGAAACCGUUAUCUUGAGGAGAGACUUUACUCAAUGGAGAGUCGGCUAUCCAAAGAGCCUCCAUCCAGACCCUCUGACAGACAUUCAACAUCACCAUCUCAGCUCAGUUGGUCCUCAAAAGUUCGUUCUAUGACUUUUGAUGUAAUCGAAGCUGAACAAACUCAGUCCUCAUUAUUAAAUAGCACAGUUGUUGUAACUGAAAAGGAAAUAUCUGUUAUAGAGGACAAAGCAACUCAAACUUCCUUCAGAAGUAUAGAUAUGGGCACAGCAGAAGUGAACCAAGAUGAUGAAAAUGUAGCAAAGAAUAAAAUAGAUCUGGAACAAAAAGCUCUGAUGAAGGAUGACAAAACUGAGCAGGAAGAAAGCAAUAAAGAAAAAGGAUCUGUUGAGAAAGACGAAGAGCAACCAGAUGAAACUCAAAGAGGGCAAGAUGUAGCAGUUUUCGAAUAUGCUCAGGAAGAACUGAAGACUAAUGAUGAGGCAGAAGAGCUUGAGUCAGAACUGACACAUCGAGAGAUGAUGGAAAAACCUUUGGAUGAAGAUCAGCUGGAAGUUGAAAAUGAAGAGACAAAUGCAGAAGAAAUGUUAUACAGCACUAUGAAUCAAGCAGAGCUAGAGACACCAAAGGUUCUUCUUGAGGGUGAUGAAGAUUAUGGGCAAGAGCCUGAAGAACUUUUGAAAUGUGAAUGUGAUCCAUCUGCCGAAUCUAAAGAGCUUGACGAAGAAGAAACAGCUCUCAGCAAUUCAACCACAUUUGAUGCCAAACUUGUCUCUGAACAACCAGCAAUGGAGAAAAACAAGUCGUUUACUCCUGAAGCAGGUUUUAACCCUAAUUUAAGUGAAGUUUCCACUAGUAGAGAAUUGAAUGCAAACACUGAAAAUGACAUUCUUGGACAUUUAAAAGCAAAGGUCACCAGGCUUAAUGACAAAGAACAUUCAAUGAAAAGCAAAGCUCGAAAGACAUCUGGUCGAGGUUCUGAUACCCCAUCCCAAAGAGAGCAUGAGUUCCAAAAGGAGAAUCUCAGGUUGUCUACAGAAAACCUGGAGCUUCGUUUCCAACUGGAGCAAGCAAACAAAGACCUGCCUCGAUUAAAAGAUCAGGUGUCUGACCUCAAAGAGAUGUGCAGUGUUUUGAAGAAGGAGAAAGCUGAAGUGGAGAAGAGACUCAAUCAUCUUCGUGGGUCCGGCCGCAGUGGGAAAACCAUACCUGAGCUAGAGAAGACCAUUGGACUGAUGAAGAAGGUUGUGGAGAAAGUUCAGAGAGAGAAUGAGAACUUAAAAAGGACAUCUGAGGUCAACGUGCAGGAGCAACUUGCCACGCUGGAACGAGACCAUGAGAAACUUAAGUCAGAAUAUGAAAAGCUAAAAGGAAAACAAGAGGAACAGCUGAACUCAAGACUCGAGUCAAAAACUAAGGGCAUUGAGAAAAUCAUGAUGGAAAAUGAACGCUUACGAAAAGAAAUUAAAAAGGAAGCAGAAGCUGCAGAAAAGCUGAGGGUUGCAAAAGCCAGCCUUGAAGUAGCCAAUGAGAAGCUAAAGGCGGAGCUUGAGGAGACUCAUCAGAGGCUGUUAUUAGCACAGUCGAAGGGGGCGACUUUACUGGGGGUGGACAGCAAGACCUGGAAAUCUUCAGUUGUGACCAGGUUAUUCGAAAACAAGAUGAAAGGUCUUGAGAGUGACAUCGCUAAGAAGAACAUCAGCAUAUCAGAACUAAAGGUGCAGCUAAAAGAGGCAAAUGAGAAACUGCAGGCCACACAGCACACCGUCAUCCAGCUGAAGGAACAGGUGGAACUGCUUAAAAACGUCCCUGUGGAAGCGACCACUGACGAAGGUCUUGCCAGAGAGUAUCAGUCAGUGAGAUUGGCCAAUAAACAACUGGAGAGGGAGAAAGCUCAACUUCUGCGGCAGAUUCAAAGGAAUGAGGUGCAGCUUGGAACAAACAAAGACGGACCAGGAUACACUGAGCUCCAGGAACAGAUUAAAGCAGCAAACAACGAAAAGAAGAAAUUACAGGAUGAAGUGAGGAAACUGACCCAAGAGCUGAAACACUUUGACCCAACAUUUUUUGAGGAACUUGAGGAUCUUAAAUUCAAUUACAACCUGGAGGUGAAGAAGAACAUUGUUCUGGAGGAACAGCUGAAGAAGCUUUCGGAUCAGUUUGGUGUGGCGAUUCCUGAUGUGUCUAUCAACUAGCAGAUAUCAGAUCAUGAGGACACUGGAUUUAUUAUUACUGCGAAGUUAGGAGCUAAAUAUAUGUACAUUUAACAAUUGGUAGGUGCAUAUUUAUUUUUUCUAAAAUAUUAAGACAUUUUCAUAAGAAAGAAGGUUUUACACUAGUAGGUUUUGUAUUUGUGGCCUUACAAGCAAGAACUGAAACUGAAGUACAACAAGUCAUCACUGCCUCAAUUUUGAGACUGUAUAGAUGUACAGUAAUAAACGAUUUGUUGGAAUUA
This is a messenger RNA of Danio rerio (zebrafish), 8692 nucleotides long. The record is from RefSeq and is a predicted model, not a curated record. NCBI's taxonomy places the organism in Eukaryota, Metazoa, Chordata, Actinopteri, Cypriniformes, Danionidae.